AUGGAUAGCAGGGUCUCGGGCACCACCAGUAAUGGAGAGACCAAACCAGUGUGCCCAGGCGUGGAAAAGGCGGUGGAGGAUGGUGCCCUGCAGCGAGGGCAGUGGAGCAACAAGAUGGAGUUCGUGCUGUCCGUGGCAGGGGAGAUCAUCGGGCUGGGUAACGUCUGGAGGUUCCCCUACCUCUGCUACAAAAACGGGGGAGGUGCCUUCUUCAUCCCCUACCUCAUCUUCCUCUUUACCUGCGGCAUUCCUGUCUUCCUCCUGGAGACGGCGCUGGGCCAGUACACCAGUCAAGGGGGCAUCACAGCCUGGAGGAAGAUCUGCCCCAUCUUUGAGGGCAUCGGCUACGCCUCCCAGAUGAUCGUCACCCUCCUCAACAUCUACUACAUCAUCGUCCUGGCCUGGGCCCUCUUCUACCUCUUCAGCAGCUUUACCGUCGACCUGCCCUGGGGGAGCUGCCGCCACGACUGGAACACGGAGCGCUGCGUGGAGUUCCAGAGGACCAAUGGCUCUCUGAAUGCGACCACUGAGAACGCCACCUCUCCCGUCAUCGAGUUCUGGGAGCGGCGGGUCCUGAAGAUCUCAGAGGGCAUCCAGCACCUGGGGGCCCUGCGCUGGGAGCUGGCCCUGUGCCUCCUGCUUGCCUGGGUCAUCUGCUACUUCUGCAUCUGGAAGGGCGUCAAGUCCACGGGCAAGGUGGUGUACUUCACGGCCACCUUCCCUUACCUCAUGCUGGUGGUCCUGUUGAUUCGAGGGGUGACGCUGCCCGGGGCAGCCCAAGGAAUUCAGUUCUACCUGUACCCAAACCUCACGCGUCUCUGGGACCCCCAGGUGUGGAUGGACGCGGGCACCCAGAUCUUCUUCUCCUUCGCCAUCUGCCUAGGGUGCCUGACGGCCCUGGGCAGCUACAACAAGUAUCACAACAACUGCUACAGGGACAGCAUCGCACUCUGCUUCCUCAACAGCGGCACCAGCUUCGUGGCCGGGUUUGCCAUCUUCUCCAUCCUGGGCUUCAUGUCCCAAGAGCAGGGGGUGCCCAUCUCUGAGGUGGCCGAGUCAGGCCCCGGCCUGGCCUUCAUCGCCUACCCCCGGGCUGUGGUGAUGCUGCCCUUCUCGCCCCUCUGGGCCUGCUGCUUCUUCUUCAUGGUCGUCCUCCUGGGACUCGACAGCCAGUUCGUGUGCGUGGAAAGCCUGGUGACGGCGUUGGUGGACAUGUACCCCCGUGUGUUCCGCAAGAAGAACCGGAGGGAGGUCCUCAUUCUGGGGGUGUCUGUCACCUCCUUCCUCGUCGGGCUGGUCAUGCUCACAGAGGGCGGCGUGUACGUCUUCCAGCUCUUUGACCACUAUGCGGCCAGCGGCAUGUGCUUGCUGUUCGUGGCCAUCUUCGAGUCCUUCUGCGUGGCAUGGGCCUACGGAGCCGGGCGCUUCUAUGACAAUAUCGAGGACAUGAUUGGGUAUAGGCCGUGGCCUCUCAUCAAAUACUGUUGGCUCUUCCUCACACCGGCUGUGUGCACAGCCACCUUCCUCUUCUCCCUGAUCAAGUACACCCCGCUGACCUACAACAAGAAGUACAAAUACCCGUGGUGGGGCGAUGCCCUCGGCUGGCUCCUGGCCCUCUCCUCCAUGGUCUGCAUUCCUGCCUGGAGCUGCUACAAACUCAGCACCCUCAAUGGCUCAUUCAGAGAGAGAGUUCGCCAGCUCCUGUGCCCAGCCGAGGACCUUCCCCAGGGGCACCGAGAAGGACCCUCCGCCCCGGCCACACCCAGGACAUCACUUCUCAUCCUCACCGAGCUGGAGCCUCACCGCUAGAGCCCAGGCCCUGGGUGGUCCAGUGAGCCUGGCUGUGGGCACGAUUACGGAAGGAGCACACAGAAGCAGCCCUCUGUGUUUCUCCAGGCUCCCCGCCCCUGCUCGGGAAGGGGUGGGGGCGGGGCAGGCAGAGACUAGACAAGAUAAUAGGGGACAUUUUAGAACCUGGUUCUGAGCUGGGUGCCAACUUCCCUGCUCCAGGGGUGGCUGGACGGGUGAGAAGGGCCAGGAUCAAGGGCAACCCCUU
Budorcas taxicolor (takin) is the source of this 2056-nucleotide messenger RNA. RefSeq names its product solute carrier family 6 member 13 (gene SLC6A13). Gene Ontology annotation, biological process: neurotransmitter transport; sodium ion transmembrane transport. The record is from RefSeq and is a predicted model, not a curated record. Lineage: Eukaryota; Metazoa; Chordata; Mammalia; Artiodactyla; Bovidae. The transcript has 14 exons. Gene Ontology annotation, molecular function: gamma-aminobutyric acid:sodium:chloride symporter activity. The coding region runs from base 1 to 1809 and encodes 602 amino acids. Gene Ontology annotation, cellular component: plasma membrane.